GGGCGUGGUGACGAAUAAAUCAGGGGACGACAGUACGCUCCAUGCUCUUCUGUGAACGUGGCCUCGCGGACCAUACAGCAAAGACUCAUGCAGCACUGCCUCAACUUGACCAUUGCCCGAUACAGCACGCUCCUCUUGAAGUAUAAAUUGCCAUCUGUUCACCAGUCAGCAGCCAUGUCAAAUCUUCUUAUUAGCCAGCCCAAAUACACUUGGCUAAAGGAGCUGGGUCUCUCUGAGGACAACCCCGGUGUUUACAAUGGCAGCUGGGGAGGCAGUGGGGAGGUUAUCACGUCAUACUGCCCCGCCAACAACGAGCCAAUUGCCAGAGUAACCCAAGCUACAAUGGCGGAGUAUGAAGAAACUGUUCAGAAGUCAAAAGAAGCCUGGAAGAUAUGGGCGGAUAUUCCUGCUCCCAAAAGAGGGGAGAUCGUCAGGCAGAUUGGAGAUGGGCUGAGAAAGAAAAUCAAAGUUCUCGGGAGUUUGUUGUCUCUAGAAAUGGGAAAGAUAUAUGUUGAAGGGGUGGGAGAAGUUCAGGAAUAUAUUGACGUGUGUGAUUAUGCUGUCGGUCUGUCAAGAAUGAUUGGUGGGCCUGUCCUGCCUUCAGAAAGACCGGGCCAUGCCCUGAUCGAACAGUGGAACCCAGUUGGUCUUGUCGGCAUCAUCACCGCCUUCAACUUCCCUGUGGCUGUCUACGGCUGGAACAACGCCCUAGCUCUUAUGUGUGGCAAUGUCUGCCUGUGGAAAGGAGCGCCAACAACACCACUUACAAGCGUGGCUGUUUCAAAGAUUGUCACUGAGGUGCUGGAGCAGAACAACCUUCCAGGUGCCAUCUGUUCCAUGACAUGCGGAGGAGCUGAUAUUGGCACGGCCAUGGCUAAGGACGAGCGGGUGGAUCUGUUGUCUUUCACCGGCAGCACUCAUGUUGGCAAGAUGGUGGGCAUGAUGGUCCAAGAAAGGUUCGGCCGCAAGCUGCUGGAGCUCGGUGGAAACAAUGCUAUCAUUGUUUUUGAGGAUGCCGACCUUAAUCUGGUAGUCCCCUCUGCGGUGUUUGCAUCUGUCGGAACCGCUGGCCAACGCUGCACUACCACGAGAAGGUUAAUGCUGCAUGAGAGCGUCCAUGACACAUUGAUUGAGAGGAUCACCAAGGCCUAUAAGCAAGUCCGCAUUGGAGAUCCCUCGGACCCCAGCACCAUGUAUGGGCCUCUGCACACUAAACAAGCAGUGGAGCAGUACUUAUCUGCAAUUGAGAAGGCCAAGCAGCAAGGCGGCACUGUCGUCUGUGGAGGAAAAGUGAUGGACCGUCCAGGAAAUUAUGUGGAGCCCACCAUCAUCACCGGGCUGGCUCACGACGCUCCAGUUGUCCACACGGAAACGUUUGUCCCCAUCCUCUACGUCCUCAAGUUUAAAACCGAGGAGGAGGCAUUUGCGUGGAACAACGAGGUGAAACAGGGCCUGUCCAGCAGCAUCUUUACCAAGGAUCUGGGACGGGUUUUCCGCUGGCUCGGACCUAAAGGGUCCGACUGUGGCAUCGUGAACGUCAACAUUCCAACAAGCGGUGCUGAAAUCGGAGGGGCCUUCGGUGGAGAAAAACACACAGGAGGAGGCAGAGAGUCUGGAAGUGACUCUUGGAAGCAGUACAUGAGGCGCUCAACCUGCACCAUCAACUACAGCAAGGAUCUUCCUCUUGCACAGGGAAUCAAAUUUGAGUGACACCUGUGGCUGCUUGUUGUUUGUUCAGAAACUGAACAGCAAUGAAUAUUAUGACAACUUUUGUCUUUGCAUCUGGGAAUUAGAAAAGGUCAACGUUUGGGGGAAAAAAAGUAAUAGUCGUGUAUUAUGUAAGUCUAUUGCUAUGGGUUUAGAUAUGAAUCAGGAAUUUGAAGUAUGUGGGCACUUAGCAAACCUGAAAAGGUUUUGAAUGCGUCUAUCAUUAUGUUGAUUUUGCAGUUAUGUACCAGCACGUAGAAAUUCAGUUUCUGUGCUAAGUGACUGUACCGGAUACUUUAAUCUCUUAAAAUAAAAUAAACCUUUUAUUCUGGCAUAAACAA
Molecule: messenger RNA, 2048 nt
Organism: Phycodurus eques (leafy seadragon)
Lineage: Eukaryota; Metazoa; Chordata; Actinopteri; Syngnathiformes; Syngnathidae
Gene: aldh7a1
Product: aldehyde dehydrogenase 7 family, member A1
Exons: 2
Coding region: 88-1710 (540 amino acids)
Molecular function (GO): aldehyde dehydrogenase (NAD+) activity
Source: RefSeq, a predicted model, not a curated record